Molecule: messenger RNA, 1173 nt
Organism: Cooperia oncophora
Lineage: Eukaryota; Metazoa; Nematoda; Chromadorea; Rhabditida; Trichostrongylidae
Source: the annotation of a GenBank genome assembly
AUGGAACUUUCGUUCCUUGCGAUUGGCUACGCCACACGAAUUGCCGAGAUUCAGGAAUUCUGCAUGUUUGCAUCCAUUGGCCUUGUCAUCGAUUUCUAUAUGCAGAUGUUCUUCUACGCUCCUUGUCUUACAUUCGAUCUUCAGCGACUGAGCUUAGAAGAGAAAAGAAAGUUCGCUUUGCAACUUUUCAACACUGAUAUUCCUCAUCUGAGCGAUUUCGUUCCAGUAAGAUGUCCCAUGCGGAAGUUAUGGCCAUCGUUUUUCGAGUCGAAAAGAAGGAAAAAGAGACGGCUUUCUGAAUCACAAAUUGAUGAAAGAGACAUUCAAGAAGACAUCGAUAGAAAAGGACGUUGCCGUUCAAACUCUGCAGACUGGAGCUAUGGAGGAGCUCAACCGUAUCGGAACCCGGUUUCCAGUAAUCGACUCAGAAUUUUGUAUUUUGUCACAAGAACUAGAAUUUUCCAGCGUUCUCUCAUGGUCAUAUUCGCUAUUUGGACGAUUUGGUUGGCUUUUGUUGUGCAUGAACAUGGCAACUUUCCUUUCAACUCCUCGAGUUUGCAAGAAGGUCGAAUACCUUUCAUUGGUUCUCAGUCUCCACAUGAGGUGGCCAGCGUUGUUCGCCGAGUUCAACAUGAGUUUGUCGGGAAGUUACAUUACCUUCCUACCGCCAAUCAUUCUGAAAACAUCGGUAAUGCUUCUGACCCAUUUCUUUAUCCCAAAUCGUCGAAAAGAGAUGCUCAUUCUAAGCAGACACCACAUCAGCUGGAAUCCGACAGUCGCAGUGCACUCAAAUCUCGCAUUUCGUGGCUGGAAGCGCAGCUGCGCUUUUACUUGGCAGUCGUUUGGCUAAUGUUGCUGGUGUGUGUGAUCGCUUUCAUUUUGUACGUAUGUUUUUGGGGACGAUGGCGAACCGAUCGUAUCCGAAACAAGGAGGCAGCCUUAGUAUCUCCGAAAUCCGUUUCACCACGUGGUAGCAUUAUGGAAACAAGUGCCACCUCGAAAUCCAUCAUAGAAUCGCUGCCGAUAGUGUUUUCUGGGCAUCGUUUUCCAAUUGAAAGCAGCGCCCUCUGCAAUCAAUCACGACUGCUUACCUGUUGCCAGGAGGGAAAAGUUUGUCUGUGGAAUAUCGAAUCAGGUGUGACUUUUUAUAAUGCAGAUGAUCACUGUUGUUGA